Molecule: messenger RNA, 2290 nt
Organism: Anarrhichthys ocellatus (wolf-eel)
Lineage: Eukaryota; Metazoa; Chordata; Actinopteri; Perciformes; Anarhichadidae
Gene: gnrhr4
Product: gonadotropin releasing hormone receptor 4
Exons: 4
Coding region: 139-1323 (394 amino acids)
Biological process (GO): G protein-coupled receptor signaling pathway; cellular response to hormone stimulus
Cellular component (GO): plasma membrane
Molecular function (GO): peptide binding; protein-hormone receptor activity; G protein-coupled receptor activity
Source: RefSeq, a predicted model, not a curated record
CGCUCACUCUCAGCUCCGCUCGUCCUAAUUGCAGGUACACUGUUGAAGUUCCAGUUAGAGGUGCAGAUGGAGAAGACAGACACCGCCUAGGAGUAUCCGAGAUCAUUGCCUUGUAUUUGUGCCUCCCAUCAGUUAAUUAUGUUCCACCAGCUGACGGAUCAGACAGUGAACGGUAGCUGCCAGGGAGCCGCCUCAGCCUGCAACAAGAGCGCUGAUGGAGACGCGCUCCAGCUGCCCACUUUCUCCACAGCGGCGAAAGUCAGAGUCAUCAUCACCUUCAGUCUGUGCGCGGUUUCAGCUGUGUGCAACUUGGUUGUGCUGUAUGCUGCCGGCAACGGCGGCAAGCGCAAGUCGCACGUUAGGAUCCUCAUAAUGAACCUGACCGUGGCGGACCUGCUGGUGACUUUCAUCGUGAUGCCCGUGGACGCGGUGUGGAACAUCACGGUGCAGUGGCAGGCGGGAGAUGUCGCCUGCAGGCUGCUGAUGUUCAUGAAACUGGUGGCGAUGUACUCCUGCGCUUUUGUAACUGUGGUCAUUAGCUUGGAUAGACAGUCUGCCAUUCUCAAUCCUCUGGGCAUCAGUGAGGCCAAAAGGAAAAGCAAGAUCAUGUUGACUGUGGCCUGGACGAUGAGUGUAAUCCUCUCGCUCCCUCAGAUGUUUAUAUUUCACAACGUGACCAUCACAGUCCCGGAGAACUUCACCCAGUGCACCACCCACGGCAGUUUUGUCCAGCACUGGCAGGAGACCCUCUACAACAUGUUCACCUUUGUGUGCCUCUUCCUCCUGCCUUUGGUUAUCAUGAUCUUCUGCUACACACGAAUUCUCAUUGAGAUAUCCAGCCGCAUGGCCCAGGGUAACUUGCGGUCUAGAGAUAUUCAUCUCCGCCGCUCCCACAACAACAUCCCAAAAGCUCGGAUGAGGACUCUUAAGAUGAGUAUCGUCAUCGUGACGUCAUUCAUCGUCUGCUGGACCCCGUACUACCUGCUAGGCUUGUGGUAUUGGUUAUAUCCUGAAGAAAUGGAGGAAACAGUCUCUCAUUCAAUGACACAUAUGCUGUUUAUCUUUGGCCUCUUCAACGCCUGUCUGGACCCCAUCACUUAUGGUCUGUUCACCGUUCGUCUUCACCAGGGUCUUAAGAGAUGCUGUAAGACAUCGAACACACGGCCUGAAUUAGAAAACAAUACUUGCCUUGUACACAUGACUCACCUUUCAACUCGUAAGCAGAUUGCGUCAAGUGUCAACAAUACAGACGUAGAGGAGGGAAAUGAAAACAAUAGCACAAAGAGUGGUUCUAGACCAAUCCUGCCAGUGAGCAAGAUGUAAUGGUUUAAAGAAUUUCAAUGGAAAGAAUCUCUGCUCUUAAUAAGUGUUGAGCUUAGUCGUUCUCCAGAGAUGACAGCUAUAGUUCGAUGAUCAAAAAAAUCAAUGUUUUGUCAGACGAAUCUUUUCAUUUUUGUUUCACUGAUGUAAUCGAUGGUGUAUUGUAGCUCUGCCCUGGUUUGUUCAUCCCGCAUCUUGGACGUCACUGAUCAGAUUCUGACAAAACGCUGCAGAGCGAUGCAUGCAGCAUUCACAAUAAUCACCAUGAUAGGCUGAGGGUGAUCCUGUACAUCACACAGAAUGUCUCGCACGCUGCUGAUCCGAUUUCCAUGAAGCUUAAAGACUUGUGUGGGAAAGUUCAAUUCAGGUCGAACUGAUGACAAAUCUGCUUGGUGUUACCAUAAAUUGACUGAAAAUGCCUUGCACCCAUUUGGUCGAGCAUCACUCUUGAUAACAGUGGGUUUUAAACUAAAACUUGUAUUCACAGGUUGAAAGCCAGUCACACUACGGGACACACACACACACACACACACACACACACACACACACACACACUGUUGCAUGCUCAACAAACAAACACAUCUGGGUUUUACAGGGUGGAUUUCAAGAUGUCUUGUAUUAUUUCCUGUGUCAAAGAAACCACAGAAAACAAAAUGUGUUUAUUUGAUUUAAGAUUAUCAGUUGAUUAUAAACUUGUAUUAAUGUUUACAUUUGUAUGACAUGUUGGAGUUUUUUGCAACGAGGUCCUCUGCUAAUCAUUGCUUAUUGACUGUUCUAAAUUGUCAUUUGUAAAUCUGUGUGUGCAAUAUAGAAGGCUGUAAACAUGAUCAUUAUUGACCAUGACGGCCUUUUAAAUAAAUGUUAUGGCAUACAGUUCUAUGUAUUUAAUGUAUCUUAGCAGCAUGUUGCUGUCGUGUUAUUGACUGCGUGAUUUGUCCAAGAUCAAUUAUGUAUUUACUGUGUUGCACAA